Molecule: messenger RNA, 686 nt
Organism: Moneuplotes crassus
Lineage: Eukaryota; Ciliophora; Spirotrichea; Euplotida; Euplotidae
Source: the annotation of a GenBank genome assembly
AUGGGUUUUAAUCGAUGUUUUAUUUGGAGCACAGGUGCAAUUAUUAAAAGAAGUCUUGAACCUUCUCUAAAGCUAUAUUUAUACAGAAGCAGAGAUACAAGGAAAAGUCUCAAAAUUCUAUCAGAAAUUUAUAACCAAAAACCCUUAAAUUUUAUUAAAUCUGUUUUCUGGCCAGAAAUCUAAGCAAUACUUCUAGCUUAAUUUGGGAACGAAAAAGGGAUAAUUUUAUGAACAAUUAUAAACUUUUUUUGGAAAAUUUUCCAACUAUUCGUAACUUUUUAUCCUGAAACAAGGAAGCAGUGAAAUGUAGUAGGAUGAAAGAGGAGAGACCAAGGAACAUUAAGGAUAAUGCAUUAGACAGCUAAUUGAUAGCUUUCGGGGUUUAGAAUAGUUUUUGAAAAAUCUUAUAAUUAUGAUUAACUCCGAAAGUAAGCACAAUCAGACCUUAAUAUUUUAUAUAUGAAUUAAGUUAUAGGUCUUCCUGCUUCUCUCAAAUUUAGAGCAGUUAAUAUUUGUGAUAAUUCUUCUCCCAAAAUAUGCGAUUUUCCUUCAAAAACAUCAUUCUUUUUGCUAAAAUUUACAUAAAGUUCAUCAAAACCUUAUCUAAAGCAAGUUAAAGGCUGUAAGCAACUACUUCCUUGCCAAACAACAAGAUUCCACAUCUAAAUUACAUUCCAAGCGCUUCA